Lactuca saligna is the source of this 1093-nucleotide messenger RNA. Lineage: Eukaryota; Viridiplantae; Streptophyta; Magnoliopsida; Asterales; Asteraceae. The record is from the annotation of a GenBank genome assembly.
AUGUCUAAAAGAGUGAAUUUGGUGCAAUCCUCAUCGCCAAUAAUGGAACUUCCACAAUUUAAAAGCUUAUCACAAUCAACCGGAAUGGAGGAUUCGUUUUUCAAUUUCCAGUGGCCAGUCAACUCCAUUGAUAAUCAACUCAGUUCAAUGGCAACAUUUGGAGAGAAGAAGACACAUGAUCAUCACCUUCAUGCUCAUGCACCUUUCUUUGAUGUGGAAUCAUCUUCAACACCCAUUAAAGAGCUCAAAAAUCACAGCAAUCACUUACCAUCAUCCCAAUUUGGCAACCAAAACUACUAUGUUUUCAACCAAGAUUUUCAAGGUAACAAUGAUGGUGGUGCAAAAAUGUCAUCUACAAGCAACAACACUAGAGUUACUCCAUAUCAAGAUCAUGUAUUGACUGAAAGAAAAAGGCGAGAGAAACUCAGACAACACUUCAUAGCCCUCUCUGCUAUACUCCCUAACCUCAAAAGGAUGGAUAAGGCUUCUGUUCUUGGAGAUGCAAUCGAGUAUACAAAGAUCCUACAAGAGAAAGUGAAGAUACUUGAAGAGCAGACACAAAACAAAGCAAACAUACAAUCAGUAAAAUUUGAGGUGGUGGUUGAUGGUGGUGAAAUUUCUUCAAGUGAGAAAAUCUCCGGUGUACCAGAAAAACUCCCGGAGGUAGAAGCAAGAUUUUCCGGGAAGAAUGUCCUAAUAAGAGUCCAUUGUGAGAAAAAAACAGGUGUUGUAGAAAAUACACUGGCUGAAAUAGAGAAGCUUCAUCUCUCCGUGAUCUGCAGUAAUGCCAUGAUCUUUGCGAAUUCUGCUCUUCAUAUAACCAUUAUUGCUCAGAUGGAUAGGGAUUUAAUCAUCACAAUGGAGGAAUUGGUAAAGAAACUACGGUUUGGAUUCAAGAAAUUCAUGUGAAUAUCUCAAAGUUGAGUUUUAGAAUAUAAAGAACAAAUGGAAAUCUGUGUUCUAGAAUACAAUUAUUAGUAAUUAGUGAGUUGUUCAUUUGAUUAUUUUUCUACAAAUUCCAUGUAAAAUGAAUAUAGUUCGAGUUCAUGUAUGUUUUAUAAUGCAUACAUUUGAAAUCAAAAUUUGAGAAUCC